CGCAUGUGAAGCCCUCUGUGACAUGCUUGCGUGUAAAAAGGGCUAUACAAAUAAAUUUGAUUUGAUUUGAUUUGACCAAACCUCAUGGUUUGUUGGUCAAAGGUAGUAUACGCUCAAAAUACACUUUAUAUUAUUUAUUUUAAUAAAAACAAAAAAUAAAAUGUAGAAUUAAUCAUUGCUGAAUCUAGUCAAUAGAAAAGGGGUCCUAUUAACCAAUCUUCACCUUUUCAGAGUCAGAAUUCCAACUGACAGAGGAAAUUGCAUUUGUUUUAACUGAAUGGGUUGUAAAUUUUUUAUCAGCAAGUUUCUCAGGUCAGCAAACAGAGAGCCUAUCAGUUACUGUGGGUGUCAGUUCCUUGUCUGUGUCAAAUGUUGUUUUUUAACCCAAGACAAACAUCUCCUCCAUUGUUCUAAAUAAAGCAACUCCUCUCUCACCAGCCUGGCCUCGGCCACACUACUUAAACCCCAGUGAGAGAGAGGGCUGCUCUUUAACAGAAAUGCCCAACUAGUUAGCAGAGGUCAUGACGAGGCUCCUUCUGCUGUUGGUGGUUAGCGCUCUGCUCCAUCCUCCCCACGGCUGUAUUUCGGUGUGUCCUAAGAAGUGUGUGUGCGACAAGGAGGUGUUGUCAGUGCAGUGUUUCAGAGUGCAGGCAGUUCCUUCUGGAAUCCCAACCGACACCAGGAGACUCAACCUGGCGUACAACCACAUCAAGGACCUGAAGGGUAGAGACCUGUCCAGCCUGGGGGGUCUAGAGGAGGUGGUCCUGUCUUCCUGUGGGGUAGAGGGGCUGGAAGCUGGCGCUCUCAGAGCCCAGGAGGGCCUCAGGACUCUUGACCUCCAGAACAACAAGCUGCGGCAGCUCCCCCGCGGCCUGCCCCCCAGCCUGGAGAUCCUGCACCUGGGCCACAACCGACUCCAGGGCCUGGGGGAGGCGGCCCUGGAGGGGCUGCGGAGGCUGAGGCUGCUGGACCUGCAGCACAACCACCUGUCCUCUCUGAGGGCCGGCGUCCUGGCCAACCUGGUGCGCCUGGAGACGCUGCUGCUGGAGGGGAACCGCAUCGAGACGGUCCAGGGCUCUCUCAGGCUCCCCCAGCUCAACCUGGUCAGCCUGGCCCACAACAAGAUCCCCUCCUUUCCCUCUGCCUUCUUUUCGCAGACCAAAUCUCUGAGGACCCUCAGUCUGCAGGGGAACCUGCUGACUCGGGUGCCCCCCGGCCUCCCCCACUCCCUCUGUCUCCUGGACCUGGGCAGGAACCAGGUGAGGGCUCUGAGGAGCCGAGAGAUGGCCCAUCUCCGUAACCUCUCCUCCCUCUCCCUGUCCCACAACCGCCUGGGCUCUGUGGACGGGGGUCUCCGGCUGCCCAGCCUGGUGGAGCUGGAGGUGGCAGGGAACAUGCUGAGGGCCAUUCCCAGCAGGCUGAGCCCCCGACUGGAGAGGCUGGACUGCAGGCAGAACCUCCUCCAGGAAGUGACCCAGCAGCAGGUUUCGGGGCUGAAGCAGCUGAAGCAUCUCUUCCUAGAAAACAACACCAUCCGUAGCUUCGAGGCCAACGCCCUGAAGAACAGUGGGCACCUCACCAACCUGGCUCUGGAGCAGAACCUGCUUGUGUCUAUCCCCGCAGGGCUGCCGGAGAGUCUGGUUCGUCUGGACCUGAAAGGGAACCGUCUCCAGACCGUCCAAGAGCAGGAGCUGCGCUCUCUGAAGAGGCUCCAGGUGCUGAAUCUGCGCAGGAACCGUCUUUACUCCCUGCCCCCUGCCACGCCGUACCUGUUGCCCAGGCUCAAGAGCCUCUACCUGGAUGGUAACCCCUGGAAUUGCUCCUGUGUGCUCCAGAGCUUGACGAGGGCCCUGCGCGACCGUGGUGUGGAGCUACCCAACGAGCCCUGUAGCCAGGAGCCAAUCAAAGAAGCGGGGGGCACGACGGGGGACGGGGCUGGGUGGAGACUCUACAUGGCUGAGAGACACAGGUGUGAGGGGGAGGAGCCUGUGAUCCGAGACACUGAUUAUGAUGAUGAAGUAGCUAACGGCCAAGAUGAACAGACCGACAGCGAGGAAUACUACGAUUAUGAUGGAAUGUAAACCAAAAGGUUGACUUUUAAUGAGUAACACCUAUGACAUUCACUAUACUGUCCUAUACUAUCGUAUUACAUUUUAGAUUUACAGACUGCUUGGACGUUUACAUGGAUUGUGCGUUGUCAUUUUACAGAAUAAAUUUAAAAACUCAAUUAUUCCCUAUGUAUUUUUUUUUCGCACCAUCAGGCAGCUUUCUCAGGAGUAAUAU
Hypomesus transpacificus is the source of this 2283-nucleotide messenger RNA. Its product is annotated as nephrocan-like. The record is from RefSeq and is a predicted model, not a curated record. The transcript has 3 exons. Bases 522 to 2081 code for a protein of 519 amino acids. Gene Ontology annotation, molecular function: protein binding. Lineage: Eukaryota; Metazoa; Chordata; Actinopteri; Osmeriformes; Osmeridae.